AUGCCCGCAGUGUGCGAGCGAACGCGCGGGCACCGGGAGCCCCGCCGCAGUGCCACGGCUCUGGCCCCCGGCCACGCCAGGGAGGAAGGAAAAAUGCCAGCUUCUCUGAGAAAGCUGCAGCAAAUGGCUGUUUUCAUGGGACUGUUCAGCGGCGGGGGAUGCAUCGUGAUGUACAAUCUUAUGCAAAAAAGUUUUGCCAGGACCCAGUAUUACCAGCAAGCUUUGGAGCAACUGAAGAGCAAUCCUGAUGCCCUGGCAGCCCUGGGUGCCCCCCCUCUUAAGGUUCACAACAUCCACCUGACAGAUGGGAGCAAUCGCGUGGACACGGAAAGAGCGCGGAUAAAGUUACCAGUUUCUGGAACAAAAUCAGCAGGCUGCCUCUACAUUAACGCAGAGAUGGACCACUCCCAUCAGUGCUGGUGCCUUCAGGAUGUCACCUUGAAACUGCGGGAUGGUCAGAAUAUUCCCGUUUACCACUCUCCAGUGGAAAGCAUUGGUGUGCAAGAAGGCUAAAAAUCAGGGACAGCUGCAUCUCCGCCUCCCAUUGAGCCAAAGGAGCCAUUAAUCGAUUGCAUCCUGCUGUGUCUCUGUGAAUGUACACAGUUGUCACAAGUGCCAGUUUCACCUAAAGCGGUGCUCUCAAGACAAUUUUCUCUCCAAGAUUUACCUCAUUACUGUUGUAAUUGCAAUUUCUUUCUUUUGCUGGUUUAUUCAUGUGUUUAACAGAAGCCUAAAAUAAAUAUCUUGCAUAAGA
This is a messenger RNA of Zonotrichia leucophrys gambelii, 754 nucleotides long. Its product is annotated as cytochrome c oxidase assembly factor 1 homolog. The record is from RefSeq and is a predicted model, not a curated record. Gene Ontology annotation, cellular component: mitochondrial inner membrane. NCBI's taxonomy places the organism in Eukaryota, Metazoa, Chordata, Aves, Passeriformes, Passerellidae. Gene Ontology annotation, biological process: mitochondrial respiratory chain complex I assembly; mitochondrial respiratory chain complex IV assembly.